Aspergillus piperis CBS 112811 is the source of this 801-nucleotide messenger RNA. RefSeq lists its product as uncharacterized. NCBI's taxonomy places the organism in Eukaryota, Fungi, Ascomycota, Eurotiomycetes, Eurotiales, Aspergillaceae. Bases 1 to 801 code for a protein of 266 amino acids. The record is from RefSeq and is a predicted model, not a curated record. The transcript has a single exon.
AUGUCAACUUCUCCAGAUAGUGGGAACCUCCAUGCCGCAUAUUGGGUAAUACUACGUCAGGAGGCACUUACUGCCUUUGCAAAACAACGCCCCUUUCGGAUUCCGCUGGGUCCGUGUUUGUCUUAUCGGUCUUUUGAGCCCGCAGAUGACUUUGUAUGGACGAACAGGCUUGUGAUUCACCUUGCCGAUGUGCUGCAGUUCUGCUUUGGGGUGGAUGAGAAGCUCUCAACUGCGGCCCAGCAAAGACUAUCCCCUCAGAAAACCACAUCGGAAUCAAGCACUGCCAACACGGAUAUGUCACUUUCUGAGCGUCUUGCUCGCUAUGACAAGCUAGUCGCUUUUGGUACAUACUGGGAAGAGCACAAGCCUCCUUCGUUCGUGCCGAUCUACGCUCGAGACCCAGACUGUUUACGCGGAGAGGUCUUUCCAGAAAUUUGGUUCCUUGGAAGCUGCCAUGCGAUUGGAAUCCAACAUUUGGAACUUGCGAGGAUCCUACUCACUGUCUAUAACCCGAAAGUUGUGCGCUUGGGAUUAAACCGGCAAGCAACAUUGCUUUCGAUUGAUCACGAAGUCAAAACGAUAGUAUUGAGACUCUGUGGCAUAGCUACCACACAUCGAAGUGUGGUUCCUGCACUUCUUACAGCAUGUAUAGCAAUUGCCAUGUGUGGGGAUCGCUUCACAGACCACUCACAGCAAGAGGCUCUUUUGAGUAUUUUAGUCGAGCUCGAAGAAGAGCAUGCAUGGCCGACAAAGGCUACACAGAUACAGCUGAAAGAUGCCUGGGGAUGGAAGGAUGGGUGA